GAAUCCAGUUUCGACAUCAACAUGAAGGUGUUCCUUACUAUUCUGGCUCUGGCCGUGGCUUCGGCCUCCGCUUUCGACGACAAGGUGUUCGUGAAGGACGUGCCCAAGAGCUCCAAGAUCCAGGGACGUGUCACCAACGGAUACCCCGCAGCUGAGGGCAAGGCUCCCUACACCGUCGGUCUCGGGUUCAGCGGCGGAUGGUGGUGCGGUGGCUCGAUCAUCAGCAACACCUGGGUCCUUACCGCUGAGCACUGCAUCGGUGAUGCGGCCUCCGUUACCGUCUACUUCGGAGCCACCUGGCGCACCAACGCCCAGUACACUCACUGGGUUGGCAACGGUGACUUCAUCAAGCACCCCAACGCUGACAUUGCUCUGAUCCGUAUUCCCCAUGUGGACUUCUGGCACAUGGUCAACAAGGUUGAGCUGCCCAGCUACAACGAUCGCUACAACAACUACAACGAAUGGUGGGCUGUUGCUUGCGGAUGGGGCGGCACCUAUGACGGCAGCCCUCUGCCCGAUUGGCUUCAGUGCGUCGAUCUCCAGAUCGUCCACAACGACGAGUGCGGCUGGACUUACGGAUCCGUCGGCGACAACAUCAUCUGCACCCGUACCGUCGAUGGCAAGUCCAUCUGCCAAGGUGAUUCCGGUGGCCCAUUGGUCACACACGACGGCAACAAACUGGUCGGAGUCAGCAACUUUGUCUCCAGCAAUGGAUGCCAGUCCGGCGCCCCUGCUGGAUUCCAGCGUGUCACCUACCACUUGGACUGGAUCCGUGACCACACUGGCAUUGCUUACUAAAUUUUAAAAUAAAAUGAGCAUUUUGAAAGAAUCAAAAA
Drosophila ananassae is the source of this 836-nucleotide messenger RNA. RefSeq names its product serine protease 1. The coding region runs from base 22 to 798 and encodes 258 amino acids. The transcript has a single exon. Gene Ontology annotation, molecular function: serine-type endopeptidase activity. The record is from RefSeq and is a predicted model, not a curated record. Lineage: Eukaryota; Metazoa; Arthropoda; Insecta; Diptera; Drosophilidae. Gene Ontology annotation, biological process: proteolysis.